This is a messenger RNA of Ectocarpus sp. CCAP 1310/34, 1038 nucleotides long. The record is from the annotation of a GenBank genome assembly. Lineage: Eukaryota; Phaeophyceae; Ectocarpales; Ectocarpaceae.
GUGAACGAAAAUUUGAGGCUCGGUGGGGUGCGCGCUGGCAACCCCAAAUCACACGACGGCAGCACUGCACCCGGAGUGCCCAAGAUGUGGGAGGCGCUUCAAUCGCUCGACUAUGACGAUCCAGCGAAAAAAUGAGCGGAGGGAAGAAUGGACGUUCGAGGAAGGGUCGCGGAACGGAGAGCUGGACUAGGUCCGCGCCCGCGAGAAGGUUGAAGGCUGGUGGACGGAUAUGCGUGCGGAGUUCAGGAUCGCCAACAAGAACAAAGAGAAGAGUGGGAACAACGCUGAACACCACUGGUCCUUCUGUAACCAGAGGCUGUACGUCCUGCUCAUGAUGGACUGGUACGAGCUGAGGGGAGGCGACAGCGCCAACGAGCACUGCGCAAGGUACUUCAGCGUGAGGCUCAGCGAGGAGGAUGGGGAAGCUUUCAACACUCUGUCCAUGGAAGACGAGCAGUCGUCCAGCGAUUCGGAUGAACCGCCCGCUCCGAAGGGGAAGCCGCGAGAGCGGAAGGCGAGGGAGAAGGGGAAGGUAAAACCGGAAGAAACCUUGGUCCAACUUGUGGACGCAUUCAAGACCACACCGAACAGCGUGGCAGCGGCGAUGUACAAGAUUGCGGACAACGACGCCGGGAAUCCCGUGGAUAUGUUGAUUGCUGCCUGCGAUCGCGUUGAUGACUUGGGAGAGAAGUUGGGAAAAUGAGAAAGCAGCAGAAGCGCCCAAAACAAAAAUUGAAAGGAUCACUCAAAACCUCGCAGUUUUAAAGCGCGGGAGGCGUACGAAAAAAUCUACAAAAAGACCAGGCCUGCUGCAGAGAAAGCGGCGGAGGAAGGAAGAAGAAGAGGAAGAGAGUGAGGUUUCGUAGCGAGUUCUCGUGAAGGCCCUCCGGACAAACCAAACCCGACCUCUUCCAACGACGCAUGAAGAGGAUGCCUUGUCGUUUUGGGUUUGAUUCACACGGCAUAGGUUGGGUACAUGCAUUGUUUUUAGUAUGGCUAGUUUUUUUUCCGUUGUGUGCAGCACGAAGGUAGGGCACU